This is a messenger RNA of Pieris napi, 1925 nucleotides long. RefSeq names its product transmembrane protein 184C. The transcript has 6 exons. The record is from RefSeq and is a predicted model, not a curated record. Gene Ontology annotation, molecular function: transporter activity. The coding region runs from base 326 to 1651 and encodes 441 amino acids. Gene Ontology annotation, biological process: transport. Lineage: Eukaryota; Metazoa; Arthropoda; Insecta; Lepidoptera; Pieridae.
UUGUUAGAUUGAGGAAAAUGACAAAAUUGCGAGAUCGUGAUUCAAAACUUAGUUAAUAAUAAUUAUUAUUAUGUACUUUUUAAUUAUUUUUGUUUAGUAAAUGUGUACUUUGUUGUAAUAAUUUGGAAUUCCAUAUACUACUCAUUAUCUAAUGAAUAGUAAUAUUAAUUAAUAUUCGGUUAUAGUUAAUAAUUAUUUUCUUUUGCUAAAUUGAUGUUAAUGUAUUAAGUGUAUUCACAUGCGUAACGAUUUGCUUAGAGUAUCAGAUGAAAGUGACUUUCCGUGUAGGUAUUUUUUGUGAAAAAUUCCAUAGUAAUCAACGAAUAUGUGCACGGAGCCAGUGAGAUCAUUUUUUAGCCAGUGGCGACUUUGGAUCAGGCCUUUCUUUAUUGCGACAUAUAUAGUAUUGGUAAUUGUAUUAGUGCCAACACUAAUUGUACAUGCUAUAGAAAAUGGAUUUACAAAAUCUGAUCAAGGAACGUUGGUUGCUGGGGGCUUCGUACUCUUGGCUGUGCCAAUAUCAAUUUGGCAAAUUACACAACACAUAGUACACUACACUAAACCAUCAUUACAAAAACAUAUUAUUCGCAUAUUAUGGAUGGUACCAAUUUAUGCCUUAAAUGCUUGGCUUGGCUUAGAAUUUCCUGAGCAGUCCAUAUAUAUGGACUCCCUAAGAGAGUGUUAUGAAGCAUAUGUUAUAUAUAAUUUCAUGAAGUAUUUACUUAAUUACCUCAAUGAUGGUAAUGAUUUAGAAGAAUUAUUAGAGUUAAAGCCUCAAGUGUAUCAUAUAUUCCCUUUGUGUUGUUUGGCUCCUUGGCAAAUGGGACGUGAAUUUAUUCAUAACUGCAAGCAUGGGAUUUUGCAGUACACACUUGUGAGGCCUCUGACAACAGUCAUCUCAAUGAUAUGUGAACUUUGUGGUGUCUACGGAGAAAGUGACUUCAGUGCAAAUGUUGCUUUCCCUUACAUGGUAGCAAUUAAUAACUUGUCACAAUUUGUGGCUAUGUAUUGUUUAGUAUUAUUUUACAGAGCAAAUAGGACAGAGUUAAAACCAAUGAAGCCUAUUGGAAAAUUUCUAUGCAUCAAAGCUGUAGUUUUCUUCUCAUUCUUCCAAGGUGUUAUUAUAAAUAUUUUGGUAUACUGUGGUGUGAUAUCAACAAUAUUUGAUAUUUCUGAUAAGGACAAGAUAAAGAUCAUGUCUUCCAAACUACAGGACUUCCUGAUUUGCAUAGAGAUGUUCAUAGCAGCGAUAGCCCAUCACUACAGUUUCUCGUACAAGCCUUAUAUAUCGCCACUCGAUCCAUCCCCAUCAUGUUUGGGCUCGUUCCUCGCGAUGUGGGAUGUGUCAGAUGUCAAACGGGACAUUUCUGAGCAUCUUGGUGUUGUGGGAAGCUCAUUUAGCAGACGAUUACGAGGUAAAUCAAUGUAUCACAUGACCAAAGGUUAUGAUGAGAGCUCAAGGCUUUUCAGCGAACAAGUUACAUCCAGCUCUGUGCCAGAUUUGACAGUUGAAGCCACAGAACCACCGUCGGUGGACGUACGACCUUCUGUAUAUGGAUCUCUCGAUUACACUAUGGCAACGGGUUCAAUGAACUCUGAAACUGACCCCUUACUUGAUAUGUCCGAAGAUAAAUCUGAUCCGACAGUGUAAUUAACGAACUAAUACGAAUUUUAUGUUAGCAAAUGCAAUUUGAAAAACCUUACGCCAAUUUUUUAAAAUAUUAAAUAAAAUGUAUGAAAUAACGGUAUUAUAUGAUGGGUCAAUGUCAUGACCACUUGCAAGCGUGUGUAUAUCACUUUGCUAGUUUGACUAGACUCUGUUUGGGGGGGGAUUCCCACAGUAAAAGUAAUGGAGGUGUGCGCUAUGUACUAUGUAUGUUCAUAAUAUACUAUUAAAGUUAUUAAUGUCCUGUCAAAGUUUGGAU